Molecule: messenger RNA, 285 nt
Organism: Angiostrongylus costaricensis
Lineage: Eukaryota; Metazoa; Nematoda; Chromadorea; Rhabditida; Metastrongylidae
Source: the annotation of a GenBank genome assembly
AUGCGUGUGUGGCGUCUUCAGAUGCCAUUUGUGCGAUGGCGUUGUGCCCUCUCAGCUGCCGGCCAACUGUUGGCGCCUAAGGCGGCAUCUGCCCGCGUCGCAGCUGUCAGCCAGAAAUUCGGCCUAUUCCAGGCAGACAGUCACAGACACAGACGUACGCCAAAUGCCGACCAUAUUUAUUACUACCUACAAACUUGUCCAAAUCGCAUUAGUGAUCGUCGUUAUUACUACAUAGCGAACGAAAUCGUGCAAAUCCGAUUACGCUCAUACCGCUUCGCUGUAUAG